This is a messenger RNA of Etheostoma cragini (Arkansas darter), 2587 nucleotides long. Its product is annotated as solute carrier family 23 member 2. Gene Ontology annotation, molecular function: transmembrane transporter activity. NCBI's taxonomy places the organism in Eukaryota, Metazoa, Chordata, Actinopteri, Perciformes, Percidae. Gene Ontology annotation, biological process: transmembrane transport. The record is from RefSeq and is a predicted model, not a curated record. The transcript has 12 exons. Bases 202 to 2031 code for a protein of 609 amino acids. Gene Ontology annotation, cellular component: membrane.
AGAGAUUACAAAGUAACUGAGCCACUCUCUUUCUGACUGUGAUACCUGGUUUCCCCGGUGACGUGAGGCAGUCAUUGAUGUUGUCCUAUUAGGUCUGCGAUCAGUCAGAGUUUUACUCCCACCGUGUGUGCUCGUUGGUCUGUGUGGAGUCCGCUUCUGACCAGAAACAACUAUACACCACCUUGCCCCCAUUAUAUCAGAAUGCGCCUCAGUACAGAAGAGAAAAUUGAGCUGGGACUCAAGGACCUGGGGGCAGUCAACCAUGCAUUUGGGGACAAAGACAGUGAUGAACAGCCACAGCUGACUGUUGACAUAGGGGAUCCACACACAGAGGCCCUGGGGGAGACUGUGGACAAAUGUGCAGAUUUGGUUUACUCCCUCAAUGACAGGCCACCGUGGUACCUCUGCAUACUCCUCGGAUUCCAGCAUUACAUUCUUGCAUUUGGGGGCAUCAUAGCAGUCCCGCUGAUCCUGGCCGAGCCCCUCUGCAUUAAAGACAACAACAUUGCCAAAAGUCAGCUGAUCUCCACCAUAUUCUUUGUGUCGGGACUAUGUACACUGCUGCAGACAACCGUCGGUAUCAGGUUACCGAUCCUCCAGGGUGGAACAUUCAGUUAUAUUACUCCGACCCUGGCCAUUCUCGCUCUGCCAAAGUGGCAGUGUCCAGCCCAAAAAGCAUCUGUCAUUCUGUCCGUGGAACUGCAGAACAGCACCAGCCCGCACCAAAGGGAAAAUUCUGAUGAGGUCUGGAUGUCACGAAUGCGUGAGAUCCAGGGGGCCAUCCUUGUGUCCUCUCUACUCCAGAUUGUCCUGGGUUUUUCUGGGCUGGUGGGUCUUGUGCUGAAAUACAUUGGCCCGCUGGCUAUCGCUCCCACCAUCAACCUCAUCGGCCUGUCACUCUUCAUUGAAGCUGGGAGGAAGUCUGGAGGGCACUGGGGAAUAGCUGCUCUCACGGUCUGUUUGAUCCUCCUGUUUUCUCAGUAUCUCAGCAAAGUUGAUGUUCCAAUGAUUGCUUACAAGGAUAAGAAGUGGAAGGUUUUCCAGUAUCCCCUCUUCAAGCUUUUUUCUGCUUUGUUCGGGAUGUGUGGCGCCUGGCUGGUCUGCUUCUUGCUGACCAUCUUUGACGUCUUUCCUUCAAAGUCCAAUGAGUAUGGCUUCUCAGCCAGGACCGACAUCAGUCUGGAUGCUGUGGCAAACUCCCCUUGGAUCCAUGUGCCCUACCCUGGUCAAUGGGGUAUGCCCACAGUGAGUGUGUCUUCAGUGUUGGGUAUGAUGGCAGGGGUCUUGGCAUCGACCAUGGAAUCAAUCGGUGACUACUACGCUUGUGCUCGCUUGUCUGGCGCCCCUCCUCCACCGACUCACGCCAUAAACCGAGGUAUCGCAGUGGAAGGCAUCGGCUGCAUCCUGGCUGCGCUCUGGGGAACUGGAAACGGAACCACCUCCUACAGCCAGAACAUUGCUGCAUUGGGCAUCACCAAGGUUGGCAGCAGACUGGUGCUCCAGACAACCGGCCUUCUGAUGAUCGUCCUGGGGAUUUUUGGUAAAUUUGGAGCAGUUUUUAUCACCAUCCCAGACCCGGUCAUUGGAGGCAUGUUCCUCAUUAUGUUUGGAAUGAUCGCAGCAGUGGGGAUAUCCAACCUUCAGUAUGUGGAUCUUAACUCAUCCCGUAACCUGCUCAUCCUUGGCUUCUCUACCUUCAGCGGUCUUGUUUUACCUACCUGGUUUCACUCUAAUCCCGGCAUCAUUGACACAGGAAUAAAAGAGCUGGACCAAGUGAUUGUAGUGCUCUUCACCACACACAUGUUCAUUGGAGGAUUCUUUGGAUUUAUACUGGACAACACCAUUCCAGGCACUGACAAAGAGCGGGGCAUCAAAAGCUGGAGGGACAAGGUGCAACAGGAAGGCAGAAACUUUUGUGACCAGUCGUGCUAUGAUAUACCUUUCUGCAACAGUGUUCUGAAACGGUUUAGAUGCUUCCAAUACCUGCCUUUCCUCCCUUCUUACAAGACCACCCAACAGGGGCCAUCCUAGUAACAAAGUGUUAACUUACUGGGUAGCAGUGUUGCUGGACUAAUAGCCAAUCAGUAGUUGGGGUUUUAUUAAAUACAUUCUAUCUAAACUUUAUAUCUUCUUAAAUAUUCCAAGUUCUAUAUUUUAGUCCUUAUGUAGAGUAAAACAUUGAUUUAAACGUUUGAAUGAAUUUUGACAAGAAAGAGGUACUGUGUCUUCAGUUGGAAUUCAGCCAAAUAAACCCCCUCCAUGUCUAGGUUAAUAAAACAUCUGUAUUGACAGAACGAGCAAAGAGCAGCAUGAUACACUUAGGAAGAAACAUCAGUCCUCACAAAGAUCUCGCAAAGACAUAAAUUAGACACUCCUUUCAUUGUUGAAAGAGAUUUUGAAGAUAAAACAUUUUGUUUAUUUAAGAAAAAAAUCUCUUGGGUGUGCAAAUCUUUUUGAGACUUUCAGAGUGCACAAAAUCUUUGCAUUACCCAUGUUUCAAACACAGCCAAUUGAGCUCAAGAAUUUUUACCUUACCUUAUUUUAGCUUAAUUUUACCAGGAAGUCUCAUUGAGAUGAAAAAAAGCUU